AUGACUACGAAGGAUAGCAUUAAAGAUAUCUGUACCGAGGAAUCUACAGUUCUAUCUCGCAGGAAGAGAUUUAUUAUUUUCCCGGAAGGAAGUUCGUUUCAAUUAGUUUUUUGCACCACCUAUCCAGCCUUAAUAACUAUAGGUGAUAUAUUCCUGUGGGGCACCACAGCCGCCCUGGCGUUUGAGCUCCCGCAAGACCCAUACUCCCCCUUUAACCACAAAGCGGACCCUCUUCACAGAAGGAUGGACACGAAGACGAUUUAUUUCACGGAUUAUAAUGGGAAAAUUAUACACCAAGAACCGUAUAAAAGGAAGUUUAUAGUAAAUCCAGCGUUCGCGAAGCGUAGCGUGGACGGAUCCGAUGUAGCUCAGGAAUACAAAAUAGAUAGAAGAAACAUGCACGCCUCAAAGCACACGCGCAAGUUUUUGAAAGGCGACUAUAUGGAGAACGUUGGUUUCCAUAGACGCGGUCGAGCGACCUUGUAUCAACACAUCGAAGGUCUUCUUCAAGGUCUUGGUGUCGAUGGAAGAGUGUGCCUGCUAAAGAUGCUCUGCGAAAUGGGACAUUCCAAUAAUGAUCAGCAAGGAGCUUUUCUUCAAGAAAUAAUGAGAGUAGUAUUCACAUUACCAAAAUCUUAUAAUCUAGACGACGUGGACGUAGAGUACGAUGCAGCACAUUCGGCCAAAGGUUCCUGUGAAGAACUUUAUCCUUGUACUGGAAAAGGCACCCUUUAA
Messenger RNA from Pararge aegeria (speckled wood butterfly), 735 nucleotides. RefSeq lists its product as uncharacterized. The record is from RefSeq and is a predicted model, not a curated record. Bases 1 to 735 code for a protein of 244 amino acids. The transcript has 6 exons. NCBI's taxonomy places the organism in Eukaryota, Metazoa, Arthropoda, Insecta, Lepidoptera, Nymphalidae.